AUGGGCGCCCGCGUGCGCCCCCACCUGGGCGUCUGGCUGUGGCUGGGCAUCGCUCUGGGCCUCGCCUGGGAGCCAGCGAGUGGCCGCCUGCGGCUGGCGGUGCUGCCGGAGGACCGGCUGCAGAUGAAGUGGGCGGAGUCGGAGGGGCCCGGCCGGGGCUACCUGGUGCAGGUGAAGCCCACGGCAGGGGACUCGGAGCAGGAGGUGAUGCUGACCACCAAGACCCCCAAGGCCACGGUGGGCGGCCUGAGCCCCUCCAAGGAGUACACUCUGCAGAUCUUCGAGCUCACGGGCUCCGGGCGCGUCCUGCUGGCUCGGACGGAGUUUGUGAUCGAGGACUUGAAGAGUCGCCCCGUGAGCGGGAGCAGCCGGCGGCCCCCGGAGCCCACGCCCUCCGCCGCCGGGAGCCCGGACGCUGAGCCCCGAGUCACCGCGGCGCCCAGCCCAGCCCCGCCCACUCCCGCGGGGUCCGCACGCGGCGAGGCUGGCCCCCAGUUCCGCUGCACGCCCCCCACCCCCGCGGACAUGAUCUUCCUGGUGGACGGGUCCUGGAGCAUCGGCCACAGUCACUUCCAGCAGGUCAAGGACUUCCUGGCCAGCGUCAUCGAGCCCUUUGAAAUCGGGUCGGACAAAGUCCAAGUCGGACUGACACAGUACAGUGGAGACCCCCAGACCGAGUGGGACCUGAACACCUUUGGCACCAAGGAGGAGGUGCUGGCGGCCGUCCGAAGCCUCCACUAUAGGGGGGGAAACACCUUCACAGGCCUGGCCCUGACCCACGUGCUGGAGCGCAACCUGAAGCCCACAGCGGGCCCCCGCCCUGGGGCGGCCAAAGUGGUCGUUCUGGUGACGGACGGCAAGUCCCAGGACGACGCCCGCACCGCUGGCCGCGUCCUCAAGAGCCUGGGCGUCGACGUCUUCGCUGUGGGCGUGAAGAACGCCGACGAGGCAGAGCUGAGGCUCCUGGCGUCCCAGCCCCUGGACGUCACCGUCCACAACGUGCAGGACUUCCCGCAGCUCGGCACCCUGGCCGGCCUGCUCAGCCGCCUCAUCUGCCAGAAGGUCCAGGGCCGGAGCCCGCGAGGGGGCCCAGCGGCAGCCUCCGACCCCCCCGCCGCUCCCACCAGCCUGGUCCUGACCCAGGUGACCUCCUCCAGCGUCCACCUGUCCUGGACUCCAGCCCCUCAGCCGCCACUCAAGUACCUGGUGGUGUGGCGGCCUUCCAGGGGCGGUGCCCCCCGGGAGGUGGUGGUGGACGGGUCUAGCGCGUCCGCGGAGCUGCACGGCCUGGCCGCCGGCACGGAGCACCUGCUGUCCGUGCUCCCCGUCUCCGAGGCCGGCGUCGGCGAGAGCCUGCGGGGCCUGGUGACCACAGCGCCUCUGCCUCCGCCCCAGGCGCUCGCCCUGGCCACUGUGACGCCCAGGACCGUCCGCCUCACCUGGCAGCCCUCGGCCGGGGCCACCCAGUACCUGGUGCGGUGCGUGCCGGCCGCCCCCAAAGGCGAGGAGGAGGGCAGAGAGGUGCAGGUGGGGCGGCCAGAGGCGCUGCUGGGUGGCCUGGAGCCGGGCAGGGACUACGACAUCUGGGUGCAGAGCCUGCAGGGGGCGCAGGCCAGCGAGGCCCGGGGCAUCCGCGCCAGGACCCCACCCCUGGCCACCCCCAGACACCUGAGCUUCUCGGAUGUGACCCACGACUCGGCCCGUGUGUCCUGGGAAAGCCCCCUGAGGCCCGUGCGCCUGUUCAGAGUCAGCUACGUGUCCAGCGAGGGCAGCCACUCGGGGCAGACGGAGGCUCCUGGGAACGCCACCUCAGUCACCCUGGGUCCCCUCUCCUCCUCUACAACCUACUCCGUCCGCGUCACCGGCCUCCACCCCGGGGGCAGCUCCUCCGCGAUGACCGGACGCCUGACCACGCGGAAAGUCCCCAGCCCGAGCCGGCUCUCGGUGACCGAGCUGCCUGGGGGCGAGGUCCGGCUGACAUGGGCGGUGGCCGCCGCGUCCGGGGUGCUCGUCUACCGGAUCAGGUGGACGCCUCUGGGAGACGGGAAGGUGCACGAGAUCUCUGUCCCGGGGAGCCUGGGCGCGGCCGUGCUGCCCGGCCUGGGGCGGCAGGCGGAGCACGAGAUCACCGUCCUGGCCUACGACCGGGACGGCGCCCACAGCGACCCUGCGUCCGUCCGCUACGCCCCCCCCCACACCCCCUCAGUCAGCCGGAGCCCACCCUCCAACCUGUCCCUGGCUUCCGAGUCGCCCAGCAGCCUGCGGGUCAGCUGGACGCCCCCGACCGGCCCUGUCCUCCGCUACCGGCUCACCUACGCGCUGGCCUCGGGCUCCGGACCGGAGAGAUCGGUCUCUGUUCCAGGAUCCAGGAGCCACGCGACGCUCCCCGACCUGCUGGCGGCCACCAAGUACAGGGUCCUGGUGACCGCGGUGUACGGGGCGGGGGAGAGCGCGGCCGUGUCUGCCACGGGCCGGACAGCCUGCCCGGGCCUCCUCGCGGACGGCUCCCUCGCAGGCUUCGACCUGAUGGCGGCCUUCGGGCUGGUGGAAAAGGAGUACGCGUCCCUCCGCGGCGUCGCCAUGGAGCCCUCGGCGCUGGGGCCCGCCAGGACCUUCACGCUUCUCAGGGACGCUCAGCUGACCCGCCGGGCCAGCGACAUCCAGCCGGCCCCCCUCCCGCCGGAGCACACGGUCGUCUUCCUCCUGCGCCUCCUCCCCGAGACGCCCCGCGAGGCCUUCGCGCUGUGGCAGAUGAUGACCGAGGACUUCCAGCCUGUCCUGGGGGUCCUGCUGGACGCCGGCAGAAAGACCCUGACCUACUUCAGCCACGACGCCAGGGCGGCCUUGCAAGAGGUGACCUUUGACCUGCCUGAAGUGAGGAGGAUCUUCUUUGGGAGUUUCCACAAGGUGCACGUGGCCGUGGGCCGCUCCCGGGUGCGGCUCUACGUGGACUGCAGGAAGGUGGCUGAGAGGCCCAUCGGGGAGGCGGGCAGCACCCCCGCCUCCGGCUUCGUCACGCUGGGGAGGCUGGCCAAGGCCCGGGGCCCCCGCAGCAGCUCGGCCGCGCUCCAGCUCCAGACGCUGCGGAUCGUGUGCAGCGACACCUGGGCGGAGGGGGACCGGUGCUGCGAGCUCCCUGCGUCGAAGGAUGGAGAGACCUGCCCUGCCCCACCUCCUGCCUGCGCCUGUUCCUCGGAAGCGCCCGGGCCCCCAGGACCGCAGGGCCCUCCGGGCCUCCCGGGCAGGAGAGGAGCCCCAGGACAGCAGGGUCUCCCUGGGCCCCGGGGUCCGCCCGGGGUCAAAGGAGAGAAGGGGGACCACGGCUCCCCGGGCCUGCAGGGUCACCCCGGCCACCAGGGCGCCCCCGGGACGGCUGGCCUCCAGGGUCCAAAGGGAAUGAGAGGCCUGGAGGGCACUGCUGGCCUGCCCGGACCCCCCGGACCCAGGGGGUUCCAGGGCAUGGCAGGGGCCCAGGGAGCCAGUGGGGAGCGAGGACCCCCCGGGGCCGUGGGACCCACGGGGCUGCCGGGGCCCAAGGGGGAGCGAGGAGAGAAGGGGGAGCCCCAGUCCUUGGCCACCAUCUACCAGCUUGUGAGCCAGGCCUCGCACCUGCUGAAGUUCGGCUCCUUCCUCCACGGGAGCAGCGGGCCCCCCGUGCCCGUCCUGGGGGCCCCCGGACCCCCCAUCACACACAGUGCAGCCCGGCCCCCUGGAGAGGGGGGACGUGGGGGUUCCCGCCUUGAGGACAGAGGUGAGCCCGGAGCCCUGGCUCAGACGGGCAGUGCGCAGCCGCAGGGGAGCGGGAGCCCGGGGCCGCCGCGGGGAGCAGACCGCCGCCUUCUCUCCGGCCAGGGCGGUUCCCGUGCCGCCUCGAGUGACCGGCGCCCCCGCCUGGAGUCCCGGACACCGUGGUGGUCGGUGCGGUAG
Molecule: messenger RNA, 3927 nt
Organism: Pteronotus mesoamericanus
Lineage: Eukaryota; Metazoa; Chordata; Mammalia; Chiroptera; Mormoopidae
Gene: COL20A1
Product: collagen type XX alpha 1 chain
Exons: 35
Coding region: 1-3927 (1308 amino acids)
Molecular function (GO): protein binding
Source: RefSeq, a predicted model, not a curated record